This is a messenger RNA of Drosophila busckii, 1515 nucleotides long. RefSeq names its product CAAX prenyl protease 1 homolog (gene ste24c). Bases 80 to 1426 code for a protein of 448 amino acids. The transcript is spliced from 2 exons. The record is from RefSeq and is a predicted model, not a curated record. Lineage: Eukaryota; Metazoa; Arthropoda; Insecta; Diptera; Drosophilidae. Gene Ontology annotation, cellular component: endoplasmic reticulum membrane. Gene Ontology annotation, biological process: CAAX-box protein processing. Gene Ontology annotation, molecular function: metalloendopeptidase activity.
UCACAUACAUACAUACAUGCAUGUUUACAUAUGUAUGUACAUAAUAUAUACACCGAUUGUAAGGAGGAAGCUCUGAGCCAUGGCAUUCUAUGACACAUGGCCUAAGCUGGCACCAUUAGUUGUGCUUAUUAUACUAAUGGUAAUCGUAGUGGUGGCACAUUUAUGGCAAAUCGUAUUGGCCAAACGCCAGCAACUGGUGUGUCUGGGUGCCACGAUGGUGCCCGAGGAGCUGCGUGGCAUUAUACCGCCCGAGAUAUUCUAUCGCGCACGCAUCUAUGAGCUGCACAAAAUGGAGCUGCGCAUGUGGAAAUAUUUUGUGGACAUAAUACUCACCUUGAUAGAGCUGUUCUUUGGCUUCUAUCCGUUUGUGUGGAAUCUAGCGGUGCUUACACUGAAACCAUUGAGUGGCGCCGAGAUCUGGGUUAGCGUCAUCUUUGUGUUUUACAUGAGCAUCUACAUAACGGUGCGUUGUCUGCCCGUGCUGCUCUAUGACAAGUGCAUCCUGGAGGUGCGCUAUGGCACCAGAUCCAGUAUGCCGACGUAUUGCUAUUGCCUGCUGGGCUUAUUGGCUGUGGUGCUGGCCCAAUUUCUGCUGGGGCCGCUAACUAUGCUGGUGGUGCUGUCGGUGGAACUGCUUGGCUGGUGGUUCUUCAUGUGGUACUACCUGGCCUGGGCGGUGCUGACCAUACUCAUGAUCUUCUUGCUGCCCUACGUGUGCAUACCCUGCGUGGGUGUGCAGCGCCGUUUGCAACCUGGACCACUGUACAAUGAAGUUAAGGUUGUCUGCGAUAUGGUGGGCUUUCCUAUGAAACGCGUCUUUAUCAUACGCACACGCACCACGCAGUAUAGCAAUGCCUAUUUCUAUGGCAGCUGCUGUCUCAAGCGCAUUGUCAUCUUCGAUACGCUGCUGCUGAACAAGGGACUGAGUGCCAGCGAGCUGAAGCCCUUUGAAGUGGGCCGUGGCUUGACCAACAUACAGGUGGCUGCUGUGGUGGCGCACGAGCUGGGACAUUGGCGCAAGGGACACUUCUACAAGGCUACGUUCAUCAUGAAGAUACAUUUACUGCUGACCAUGCUGAUCUUUGGAGUGCUGUUCCAUUGCAAGCAAAUCUAUGAGGCCAUUGGCUUUGAGCCUGGCCUUUGUCCCAUCGUUGUGGGUUUUAUUAUUGUCAUGCGCAUAGCUAUGAUACCCUAUCUGACGCUGGCCAACUUUUUUAUACUGUGGAAUCUGCGACGCUUUGAAUACUCUGCUGAUCGCUUUGCGCAUAUGUUGGGCUAUUCGCUGUCGCUGCGCUCAGCGCUGGUGAAGAUCUAUGCAGAUCAUAUGAGUUUCCCUGUCUACGAUACGUGCUAUGCGCGCUGGAAUCAUACGCAUCCGACCAUCUUGCAGCGUUUGGAGUAUCAGGAACGUCUGGAUCAGAAGUAGGCAGCUUUUAAAUUUAAAGUCACAUUUUUUUUAGGCUGUCAGUGUAACAAUUUUAUACAUUCAUAAGGCUAAGCUUUUUGUUUAUUUCG